Molecule: messenger RNA, 3723 nt
Organism: Racocetra fulgida
Lineage: Eukaryota; Fungi; Glomeromycota; Glomeromycetes; Diversisporales; Gigasporaceae
Source: the annotation of a GenBank genome assembly
CAGAUAAAAAUCCCUUCGAUCUCAAUCUCCGCUCUUUCAAAAUAUCAUCAAUUUGUUUGCGAUAAACUAUUACGGAAUAUCUUGGAUGAAGAUAAUGAAAGAAGACAAUCUGUAAAUACUGGUGAAAGAAAAGUUCAUAAACUAAAAAUUGACAAUUCAACAUUACGCGAUGCCGUGAAAAGUCGAGGUGGUGAUUUUGAAACAAAGGUCGUAGAGGAUUUGGAAAAAAGGUUAAGAGUAAUAGACUGCACUUUAGAUGAUCCAUCCAAAGCGCUUGUAACUUUACAAAAUGCUCAAGUAGGAGAAGUCUUGUAUCAAUUAAAAUUCGAUGUGCCAGAUGACUUACAUGAUCAUUUGAAGAUCAAGAAUGUUGUUAGGCUAAAGUCCUUUAUCCCAGAUUUCAUCGAAAUUGUUGAAGAAAAUGGUAAAAAACGUUUAGUGAUUUUGGAUGCAAAAUCAUCAAAAGGAACACGUGCUUCACAUCAACUACUUAACCCCCUUUAUCCGGUUUCUUCAAAGUUCCAAGUUGCUGCGUACGCAUAUCUCUUAAAAUAUCUUACCAAAGACAUGCCUCAUAUUUCAGUUUCUAAAAUUGGUGGAAUAUUUUUACCAAAAAAUGGUGGUGUGGAACUCCAAACGUUCCGUACGGAUUUCUUACUUUCAAAGAUUGAAAAAUUUUUAAUCACGGAUCUUGUAGAGAUAGCAACCGCUUCGGAAGUGUCAUGGCACUAUAACUCUCGAUGUAAAACAUGUGAAUUUGUAGAUGAUUGUCGUAGUGAUGCAAAAGGUUCAAUGGCCAUGAUCCCAUAUUUAUCCACAGACAAUGCGAAUUAUCUAAAAUUGUUUGUUAAGGACACAUGGAUUAAAGAAAAAAAAACCAAAAAAGACACAGCGAUUGAAGAUUUGGAAAACAUCAUUACCAUUGAUGAUAGUGAAUUAGAUGAACUCAUUCAAAAACUUAAGAAGAUUACUCCAAAUGAUUAUGUAGCUAAUCCAAAAUUACUACCGUUGAUUAAAGAUGACAAGGAUCGUCAAAUAGAUAUUGAAGAUUUGGCCGAUGACUUUAGUAAACUCAAAGUGAACAUUGAAGAUUUGGCUGAUUGUAUUGAUAAACUUAGCAUUGAUGACGAGAAAGUAACAGUAAAUGAUAGUACGGUUAAUCGAAGAAUAAAACAAAUUAUUAAAUAUAACAAAGAUCGCAAGAAAUCACCGUAUAUUGAUGCGUUUGAAACAGAAAAGGCUCAGUUUAUUGGUACGCCAACAGCAAGCUUUCCUCAAAAAACCGAUCAUAAUCUUGUAAUUACGAUGUCUAUAGAUCCUUUUGUCCUACUUCCUUUUAGUUGGGCUAUUUGUCUUUAUACUAGCGAUGGAAAAGUCAUAAAAAAAUUUCAAUAUGCUGAGUCUAUUUCCAAAUAUAAAGAUGAUGAGAAUCAAUCAGUAUUUAUCUCAUUGAUGGAUAAAUUUGUGACUCGCUUAACAAAGACAUUUGAGUUUCUUUCCCAGAAAAAAUCUCGAGCCUGUAUAUUUGUUUAUUCUGAACAGGAAAAAGCUAUGAUUCAAGAAUCAUUGCUUAAAAUAAUUCGUCUCGAUGGUAUUUCGGAAGCAAUUCAACAUACAACGACGCGAUGUCUUUUUAACUUAUUUGAAGAUUGUUCUCUUUUGAUGGCUGUCGGAAGUGAUAGUGAUAAUAGUUCAGAAAUUCCUGGCGAGUGGAGAGAGUUCCCAAGACUUGUUAUUCUAGAACAAUCUUUGAGUGAAAAUAUUGCAAUUUGUGUUCCUGGUUUUUACCGGUUUAUGGAUAUUUGGGAGCAAAUGGUAAAGCCUACUUUGGAAGACAAACAGGAGUUGCUGACCGCUUUAGAAUCCGAAAUUUCUAAAAUUGAUCUCGAAGAUAUCUAUGCGGCAUGGAUAUCUGAAAAUGUGAACGAGGAUGAAAUUAGCAAAUCUCAUUUGUUAAGGGCUGAGUUCGUUAAUGCUGUCAUUCAAGCAUUUUAUGCUCUUGUUUAUAAGUCAACGGGUGAUAUUGCAUCCAAGUUGUUAUUUUCACCACCGACAUUCGUUUUUUCCGAAAUUCGAUCUUUCUUUCACAAUUAUUUAGGGAAGUUGCAUUUCUUUAAACAAUUUGAAGCGGCCAUAACAUAUUCUCGAACUAAAGCAGUUCGAUUAAAAGAUUUUGCUCAAAAUGAAACUAAAAGUGGACUUCGUGUGAAGUUUGACAAAUUUAUGAAAAAAGAAAAUGGGGCUGGAUAUACAGCUCGGUUUAUUGUUUUAAACUGUGAUAAUGAAUUUCAUGUACUUGAACCAUCAGCUAUUAAAGAAUUCAUCUUAGUUGACGAUACUCCAGAGGGAAUUCUUGAAGCUAUCCGUUUUUCUGAUAUGAGAUAUAAAGAUAAAUUAUUUGGGGAUCCUAAUGCAUGGGGAUCCUCUCAGUCCGAAGAACAUACUUAUCCAAAGGAAUUAGAAGAGACUGCUUUGGGACUUCGAGAUUCCUUUUCUAUGUCUCCAUCUCAGAAAGAAAUAGCAGCAACGAUAUUGAAAAAAAGACUACAAAUUGUUUGGGGUCCACCAUCUACAGAAAACCAAAAUUUCAUGAUUGGAGUUACAGCAUUCACCAGAUCUGCAAUUGAUAACCUGUUGGAUCGUAUUGCUAAUGUGCAAAAAGAAGGAAAUAAAACGGGCGAUUUUACAAUAGUUCGAACGGUUAAAGAGUUUAAAAAUCCUAUCGAUGGCGUGAAUGAUUGCAAGGCUGAGACAUUGCCCAAGAAAAUCUCUGGUGGUAAACUCGGUAUUCCUGGUAAACCUAUUGUCGUAGGAGGUACAGUAUGGGACUGGUACAAGAUUCGCAAAGAAUGGAAAGGUGGACAAUGGGCAGAAUGUUUGAAUCCAACUAGUGGGAAGUUAAUUGUUGCUGGAGACCAUAUGAAUACGUAUCCCAUUUAUGGAGAUAACCACCCACUUAUUUUCGGAUCUAUUCAACAAUGUUUGAUGAGAAAGGAAGAUGGUUCUAUAUUUAAUAAUGGAGAUUAUUCAUUCCUUAAAAAAGGGCAAAAACAUGAUUUUGGUCCAUGCACACUUCAACUUAAAGAUAAUUGGCGAAUGAGUGGAGAAUUAAAUAAUUUCUUCCAAAAAAUAUAUGGUGGUGAUUAUAUUUCAAAACAACCUUCUUUGAAAUUGAAUUUCGAAGACGACAAAUUGCAGCACAUAGAUAAUCCAGAGAUAAGAAGAAUUUUGUCUCCUGAAACAGCAAUAGCAUUAGUAAAGUUAUCGUUAAAGAAUAACGACAAAGACAAUUCACAGUCUACCAUGUCCGGAUUACUUUCGGAAAGAGUUUUGCACGCAGAAGCAGAUGUUGUAGCCCAAAUAGUGAAGGCAUAUUUUGAUUCGCUUAGUAAGACCAAUCCACAGUCGCGUAAACCGUCAUUAUUUAUUGUCACACCGCAUCAUCGGCAACGACAAACCGUCCAAUCUCGACUUGUUGAAUAUACAUCUAAUCCUGGAUAUAAUUUAAAAAUCAACACUGUCGAAAAAAUGCAAGGACAAGAAGCGGACCUUGUUAUCACAUGUUUUACUUUUCUCGAUCAGAAUGAAAUUGUUCGAGAAUCUGAUUUCCUAUUCGACCGAAAUCGUUGGAAUGUGGCUAUAAGAAAAAAUAGAAGUAAAAGGAGAUUGGGAAUAAUUGAAUGGAAAAUUGACGGAAAUCCUGCAGAGAAUAAGAUUGAUUAA